Messenger RNA from Bombina bombina (fire-bellied toad), 6175 nucleotides. It is a transcript of the gene ARHGAP39, whose product is annotated as Rho GTPase activating protein 39. Gene Ontology annotation, molecular function: protein binding; GTPase activator activity. Gene Ontology annotation, biological process: signal transduction. The record is from RefSeq and is a predicted model, not a curated record. Lineage: Eukaryota; Metazoa; Chordata; Amphibia; Anura; Bombinatoridae. Gene Ontology annotation, cellular component: cytoplasm; cytoskeleton.
UCUGCGGACCCUGCACGGGGCGGACGGUUACCGGCUGAGCAGCUAGUACACGGCUGGACUGUGGGGAGGGGGGAACAAGGGGGGUCGUCAGCAUCACCAAGGACUGGUAUCCAGUGGCCGCGGACAUGGCGGAGAGACUUGAAUGGGUAGAAAUCAUAGAACCUCGCACACGAGAAUGCAUGUAUGCCAACCUCAUCACUGGUGAAUGUGUCUGGGAUCCACCUGCCGGAGUAAGAAUAAAACGUACAAAUGAAAACCAGUGGUGGGAACUUUUUGACCCAAAUACUUCUCGAUUCUACUACUACAAUGCUAGUACCCAGAGGACUGUAUGGCAUCGGCCUCAAAACUGUGACAUUAUCCCACUGGCCAAGCUUCAGACACUAAAACAGAAUACAGAGUCACCAAAGGCAUCAACAGAGAACAGUCCUGGACGGAGUAGCAAUAUCAGUAGGGAGGGCAGCACCAGCUCGUCGCUAGAGCAGGAGCUGGAUGGUGGUGAAAAGUGUAUGGAAGCGAAGUCUAAUCGGCAUUCAGCACCAUACUUUGUGGUUAAGGAAGAAGCUGACAGAACUUCAUCGUUAAGAUGGAAUUCAGGCACCAAAGAGAGAAUGCUGAUAAAAGUGACAGACCGAGAGCCCAGCUUCCUUAUGCAUCAAGGAAAUGGAUAUAGUACUGACACUACCCAAAGUACACGCUCAAGAAGAACAUCCAGCGGGCAGCCUUCUCCUGUAUUACAAACAUUCUCUGUGGACACAGAUAACGCAGUCUUUUUUUCUGAGAGAAAGCAGUCACCUUACUUAAAAAGAGCAGAUCAUGUUGGAACAUGCUCACCGCUUCUUGGAAGGGGAGAAUCUUUCUGUACUCUUCAAUCUCAACAUAGAAAGCACUCCAAUGAGUCACAGCCAUCUUCUCCUCGCUAUGCCUAUGAGCCCCCACUCUAUGAGGAGCCUCCAAUGGAGUAUCAAGCUCCAAUAUAUGAUGAACCCCCAAUGGAAAUGCAGUUUGAUGCCAGUGGAAAUUACAGAGCUAUGUCCCCUCAGAAAUCUCCUAUUCGCAAGCCACAACCUUUUCUUCAGUCUCCCAAACAACCUUCUAAUUCUCCGUACCAGCAGCUAGUGCUUACCAAACAGAAGUGUUCUGACCGGUACAUGAGCCUAGAUUACAGCCCUGCAGGCAAAGAAUAUGUGAGGCAACUAGUUUAUGUUGAACAGUCAGGUUCUAGUCCAAAGAUGAAAGCUGGCAUGAGACAUAAGUAUACCCCUAAUACUAUUGGUGGGUCAUACUCAUUGCAACAUAGCCCACCUUACAUGAGGGAACAGCGCCUGGAAGUUAAAUCAGGGGACUACAGCAGCAUGGAAGGUUGUGAUAGUCGACAUAGUCAACAAAUUAAUCCGUUUCAUGGAGAUGAUUCCAUGUCUUGGUCUAGUCAACAGGAUUCUCUGUCAUCAACAAGCUAUUCUCCCAGCACAAGAAAAAGGAAAAGCAGAAAACCUUCUUUAUCCUUGGAGCCUAACACAACACCAUGUGAGGGCUCUGUGGAGAGGGAGCCUCUGAAUGAGCAGGUAAUGGUGGAAGAAAGGCCUUCAUCCAUGCCUAACAGGCCUCUGAUGAGCCGAACAGAAAGCCGCUCAUCGGAGGCUGAUCGUGGAUCUACUGAAGCGUUCAUGGCUCAAGCCAGAUUAGCCUGGGAAGCUCAGCAAGCACACUUUCACAUGAAACAAAGAAGCAGCUGGGACUCACAAAAAGAUGGCUCUGGGUAUGAGAGUGACGGCGCUGUGCCGUUGCCAAUGCCAGGUCCAGUUGUCCGAGCGUUCAGUGAGGAUGAGGCUCUUGCUCAGCAGGAUAGCAAACACUGGAAAAGAAGCAACUUUGAAAAACUUGGGUUUCCUCAAAUACUUCUGGAAAAAAGUGUUUCAGUUCAGACAAACCUGGCAUCUCCAGAACCGUAUUUGCAUCCAUCUCAGUCUGAAGACCUUGGUGCCUGCGCUCAGUUCGAGAACAGUCGUCAGAACAGGAAUAUGAUGCCCAGUGCCAGUUGUGUCUUCCCAACAUUCACUCUCAGAAAGCCGUCCUCCGAGACAGAUAUUGAGAACUGGGCCUCCAAGCAUUUCAAUAAGCACACACAGGGUCUUUUCCGGCGCAAAGUGUCCAUUGCCAACAUGCUGGCCUGGAGCAGCGAGUCUAUCAAAAAACCUAUGAUAAUGACUUCUGACCGCAACGUGAAAAAGGAAGCUUGUGAAAUAUUCAAACUAAUCCAGAUGUACAUGGGUGACCGAAGGUCCAAAUCUGACCAACUGAGUGUGGGCCUGGAGGUUGCCACCAAAGGAUGGAGUAUGCAGGGUUUACGGGAUGAGCUGUAUAUCCAGCUCUGCAGACAAACCACUGAGAACUUCCGUUACGAGAGCCUGGCACGUGGCUGGGAACUAAUGGCUAUUUGUCUGGCCUUUUUUCCACCUACUCCCAAAUUUCAUUCCUACCUGGAAGGAUAUAUUUAUAGGCAUAUGGAUCCCGUGAAUGAUACAAAAGUGAAUCGACACAUAAAAGCGCUUCUGGAAGGGAACAAUAAGAAGAAAUCCAAAAUGAGAAAGAAAGCAAAGCCUUAUUUUGAAGAGCGUGAUGGGGUUGCAAUUAGCACAUAUGCCAAGUAUUGCUACAGGAAGCUCAGAAAGGCAGCCUUGUUGGGGGGCAAAAAAGGUAGAUAUAUUUUUCAUGGUUUAAAGAAGCCAAAUAUAGAAGAGAUCAAACAUGCAAGGAAUGCAGUUUUCAGUCCCUCUAUGUUCGGCAGCUCGUUGCAGGAGAUCAUGAACAUGCAGAAGGAUAAAUACCCAGACAGACAGCUGCCUUGGGUACAGACGCGGCUGUCUGAGGAGGUGCUGGCACUAAAUGGUGACCAAACAGAAGGCAUAUUCAGGGUCCCUGGAGAUAUUGAUGAAGUGAAUGCCCUGAAGCUGCAGGUAGAUCAGUGGAAAAUUCCCACAGGACUGGAAGAUCCUCAUGUUCCAGCGUCACUACUGAAGCUGUGGUAUCGAGAGCUGGAGGAACCUCUGAUACCUCAUGAGUUUUAUGAACAGUGCAUCACACACUACGAGAAUCCAGAGGCCGCUAUUGCUGUCAUACACUCACUUCCGAGGCUAAAUAAGAUGGUGCUAUGCUACCUCAUCCGUUUCCUACAGGUAUUUGUGCAGCCUGCUAAUGUGACUGUAACAAAGAUGGAUGUUAGCAACCUUGCUAUGGUUAUGGCACCCAACUGCCUGCGCUGCCAGUCGGAUGAUCCACGCAUCAUUUUUGAAAACACCAGAAAAGAAAUGUCCUUUAUCCGGGUCCUUAUUCAGCAUCUGGACACAAGUUUCAUGGAAGCAGUGCUAUAGCGAAACUCAAACAUUGCAUCACCAAACAAGUGAAUACAGGAAGCGUUUGCUCAUCCGCCUGUCUGACUCUAUGACAUCUCACUGUUUGUCUGCACCGUGUUACAGGUACAGUUGAGGCUGAUUCCCAGAAGAGGUCCCAACACAAUCUGCCUUCUCAUUUAGUGCGGUAACCAUGGAGUGAAUGGUGAAGAAACAUCUUUUUAGUUCAUCCACUGUGGCAAUAAUGACCAGACUCUCAAUUAGUUGAACAACCCGCCUCUGCUUCGGACCAAAGUUCAGCAAAUGUAUGGAGGAGGAACUAGAAGUCAGGAAGAUAACACUUCCCUUGUGCUUUGUAAACAUGUAGGAUUAUUUACAACCAAGUUGCUAUAUAAAAAAAAAAAUCCAGGUCUUGUUAGCAGCCACAACCUGCUGUUGUUAACGCCCAAUGUGUUUCCUUUUCAUCACACCGUUAGUCCUGUCAGACUGGACCUGCUAGAGCAGCAGAUAAAGAUCUUCACACAUAGAUGUGAACAUGAAGACUUUUGUUAUUGCUCCAUAAAGUGCUGGUUAUAUACAGAGAGCUACACAUGGAUAUGUAUUGAGUGCAACGGAUAAACUGCGUUAUAAGCCUUAGGGGGUAUACUAUCAUACCAUCCACUAAAGCAUCUCAUACACCAGUGUUUCCUAACUUUGUUCUUUGGGGCUUAUGAUCAGAUCACAUUUACUGACAGUUCUGUUUUACACUUGACCAAUACACUGACUAAGUCACUUGUGCACAACCAAUAUUUGGGUUGUGGGUCCCAAGACCAUGGUCAAAAAAUACUAUGUUUUACUGAUGUGAAUCUGAAAUUAAUAUAUACAGUAAUUUUAGUUUGUUAAUGAUGUAAAAUGUGCUGAAAGCCUAAAAUGGCCACUGAAUGUCAGGGUAGAAGUAACUGGUGAUUACCAUGCAAGUGUGUGUAGGACAGGCAGGAUAUAGGCCAUGCUAUUGCAUUUCAUGUUACGUUCAUUUUGUGGGAGAUGUAGAGUGCUGGCUAAAGAUUCCAUGCUAUGAAAUAUCAGGGCUAGAUUACGAGUGGCGCACAAGCAAAAAGUGGUUUAUUGCGACCCUUUGCACACGUCAGAACUAGUGUGUGUAUUACAAGUUGAAACUAAACACGUUCACUCAAUCCCAAUUGAAUUUAACAUGCGUUGGGAUAGUGCAACUUCAGAUCUCUGGUUAAGAGUUAAGCUAUAUGUACAGAUAUAUAUUUUACAAAAAAACAUCAAAUAUAUGGAAAUAUGUAUUUAUGAAUAAAUAGAACAUAUUCUGCUAUGUGAAGAACAUUGGAAUGUAAAAAUAUUCAUAUUUUAUGUCAGGUUAGCGCUCUUAAGAAAAUGCAAUUUGGUUUGUGCUCAAGUAAGGGUGUUUUUUUCCAUUUUUCACGCUCUAUCAAACUCUAUGGGGGAAUACGUUAACACGAUUGCGAUAUUCAGUUCAGCUUUUUACUUUAAACUUGUGAUACGCAUGCUACCCGAUGCGUGCAAAAUGCCAAACUUCUAGCGGAGUUAAUGUGUGAGCAAAAACUACCACUCCACUCUUCAUCUAGGCCUUAGUCGGUACUUGAAUGAUAAUGUAGGGUUUUCCAUAAUAAUGAGAACAAUUCAGAACAGUACAACAUUGCUGAAUGUCUGCUGAGGUUUCGGGUACAGAGCAUUUUUUCCCCACCACGUCCAGGGAUCUUGAUUAGAUAUGGGUUAAGUACUUUUGCAUAUUGUUAGAACUUAUAGCACAAUAUCAUGUUGUGCUAUUCCGUCUACAAUUAAACAUGUAGCUGACAUUGGAUUUUAGGGGGUGUAGGUUUUGGUAAUCACCUCUUACAAUUAAACAUAAAGCUGACGUUGGAUUUUAGGGGAUGUUGGCUUUGGUAAUCACCUCUUACAAUUAAACAUAAAGCUGACGUUGGAUUUUAGGGGGUGUUGGCUUUGGUAAUCACCUCUUACAAUUAAACAUAUAGCUAACGUUGGAUUUUAGGGGGUGUUGGCUUUGGUAAUCACCUCUUACAAUUAAACAUAUAGCUGACGUUGGAUUUUAGGGGGUGUAGGCUUUGGUAAUCACCUCUUACAAUUAAACAUAUAGCUAACGUUGGAUUUUAGGGGGUGUUGGCUUUGGUAAUCACCUCUUACAAUUAAACAUAUAGCUGACGUUGGAUUUUAGGGGGUGUUGGCUUUGGUAAUCACCUCUUACAAUUAAACAUAUAGCUGACGUUGGAUUUUAGGGGGUGUUGGCUUUGGUAAUCACCUCUUACAAUUAAACAUAUAGCUGACAUUAGUGUUUAGGGGGUAUAGGCUUUGGUAAUCACCUCUUUACAUUUCACCACUAAUUAAUACUUCUGUAAAAUCUGUGGAUGAGUUCAGUUCAUCACUUCUCAGAUAAUGAGCCACCUCACAAAGAAACAGACAGUUCAGCAAACCUGCCCAAUAAAACUGUCUUAGGUGGUCAAUCUUGCACUUGUUGGUCCCUUUUAAGCUGGUGUACUGGUGUUUCCAAAUAUUUUUGCUUUGGGGCAAAGUCCAAUUUAAGUUGCUGCAGAAUUUAAAUCAACCAUUCCGUUAAUACAGAGACAGUGUGUGGACACAGAUUCCAGUACAAACAAGUACCUUGUGUUCCAGGUCAGUAUGAGUUAGUCUCAAUACACUAAGAUUCAGAAGUAAAGCAAACGAUUAAGAGGCUUUUUACGGAUGUAACAGUUCUAAUGAAACUUGCAAUUCGAUUAUAUAAUAUUUCUAUUGUUGCAGCUAUAAAUUAACAGAAGCUUCAUUGAUAUAAAAGUUUUAUUCAUUGA